AUGGACACCAGUGAUAAUGAUACUGAUGCUGAUWAUAAUAAUACCGGUGCUCGCAAACAUGGACUCAGYCUGUUUACAGCUGUAGUUUUUAUUGCUGGUGAAUUGGCCGGAAGCGGUAUACUGGCCUACCCGAAUGGCAUGUCCAACACUGGUUGGUACGGUAUGAUUAUAYUAYUGUGCAACGGUAUGUUUGCCUGUCUAUCCGGUGUAUGUUUGGCCCAAUGUUGGAAUAUACUGGAGGAACGUUACCCGGAGUAUAGAUCGCCACAGAGAAAUCCAUUUCCGCUGAUCGGCUACCGGGCCAAUGGUAAAUGGAUGAGUUACGUGUGUUCAGCUGUAAUGGACAUUACGUUUUUUGGUGCACCUGUAGUUUUUCUGUUAAUAUGCUCGGAACAAAUGGAAUCUCUUACACAAACCUACUUAAGACAUGUGACUUUUUGCGAUUGGAUACUCAUAUUAGGUGUUGCUUUGCUGCCGUUUACACUAUUCGGUUCGCCGGCCGAUGUUUGGCCAGUGGCCGUUGCGGCAAUCGGUACCACUGUAUUGGGACUUAUAUUUCUGAUGGUCAACAUUGGUUUGGACGCGACCACCGCCAAUGAGACAGCCAAGACGGUCGUACACGACUCUCCUAAUGUUAAGAGUUUUUUCUUGGGUUUCGGUAUCAUUACAUUUGGUUUCGGCGGUGCCGCCGCUUUUCCCGGCAUUCAGACCGACAUGAAAGACAAGUCUCAGUUCCCGAAGGCUGUCGUCAUUGCAUUUUGUGUUGUCAUGUUUUUGUUUUACAUACCGGUCAGUGUUGCCGGUUAUACUGUAUACGGCACCGGUGUCAGUGCCAACAUAUURAACUCACUGUCCAACGGUUGGAUCAAAACAACGGCUACCGUAUUCUUUACUGUACACCUGUUGAUGGCCAUUGUUAUGCUAUUGAAUCCGGUGGCCCAGGAGUUUGAAAAUUGUCUGAAUAUACCGAAACAUUUUACAUACAAACGAAUAAUCACUCGAUCAGUCCUAAUGGCGGCCGUCAUGUUUACGGCCCUAUCGGUACCCAAAUUCGGCAAAAUAUUGGAYCUGUUGGGCGCCUCAACUAUAACGUUGAUGGCAUUGAUUUUGCCGCCGGUUUUYUACUUGAGUCUUCUACGACAACAGGACGACAACCCGAUUUGGCCUAAAAGACAAAUAGACAUAAAACUCAAGAUAAUUAUGUUGAUACCUAUUGCCAUUGGACUGGUAGCCGGUAUAGCCAGUACCUAUUUUGCACUGUACGAGUUGGUCAAUCCCGAUGCCUUUACCUAUCCGUGCUAUUUACAAUGUCAUGCAUUUUAUAAAUAA
Molecule: messenger RNA, 1329 nt
Organism: Oppia nitens
Lineage: Eukaryota; Metazoa; Arthropoda; Arachnida; Sarcoptiformes; Oppiidae
Exons: 7
Coding region: 1-1329 (442 amino acids)
Biological process (GO): amino acid transmembrane transport; L-alanine transport
Cellular component (GO): vacuolar membrane
Molecular function (GO): L-proline transmembrane transporter activity; L-alanine transmembrane transporter activity
Source: RefSeq, a predicted model, not a curated record